GAUAAUGUCGUGGUCAACCUUUAUAAGUAAAUUGACGCAUCUUUUCCAUCAAAUGUGUAACGACGUUGUAAAUUACUUUCUCCUUUCACAUAUUUAACAAAACGAGUUUAUAUUUCAAAUAUUGAAGCAUAUAACUACAAAAUAUUAAGUUAACCAUGUUGGAAGGAACUAAGAUUAAUACGCCAUCACAGAUGGCUAGCGUUUUCGAUAUAGCAAAGGAUACGGUGCUAUUCCUUUUAUUAUCCUGUUACUACAUCUUGGAAUCUAUAUUUUGGACGUUAGUUCCUAAUAUCAUCAGACCGAUGAAGAGUUUGAGAGGAGAUGUUGUGUUAGUUACUGGAGGAGGCGGCGGUGUUGGCAGACAGUUGGCAAUUAAAUUAGCCAAACUUGGAGCCAAGGUUGUUGUCUGGGACAUUAGUAAAGAAGGACUACAAAAAACGUGCACAGCGGUUAUUGAAGAGGGGUACGAGAUUUUCAGCUACGUAGUAGAUUUGGCUGAUCGUAAAGCGGUCUAUGAAACUGCUGAGAAAGUUAAGAGAGAGGUUGGGAAAGUAGAUGUUUUGAUAAACAACGCCGGUACCGUGUUUGGAGAAACUCUGCUAGAUUUGAACGACACGGCCAUUGAAACAACUUACAAAGUUAAUAUACUCUCUCACUAUUGGACCGUGAAAGCAUUCUUGCCUGACAUGAUCGAGUCAGGCAAGGGGCACAUUGUAACUGUGGGAUCGGUAGCUGGUCUGCUUGGGACCUAUCGUUGCACUGACUAUAGUGCCACCAAGUUCGCCACCGUGGGAUUCCACGAAAGUCUUUUUACAGAACUGAGGGCUCAUGGGCACAACACAAUCCAUGCGACACUCGUCUGUCCGUACUACAUAAAUACAGGCAUGUUUGACGGAGUCACCCCUCGUCUGAUGCCCAUGUUGGAGCCUGACUACGUCGCCGAAACAAUGAUAGACUCCAUAAGGAAGAAUGAGGUGAACUGUAUCACGCCUGGAUCGGUCAGAUAUUUGCUGCCGCUCAAGUGCUUGCUCCCAGCUAAAAUGUGCUGGGAUCUGAUGCACAGAGUAAUGAAAGGACCUCAAUCUAUGAUGGAAUUCAAAGGAAAGCCUAAAGUAGCGCCUGGCCUAACGUAAAACAGCAAACACACCUAUGCCGAAAAUGCGUAGUGGAGCAAUUUAAUUGUAAAUAAAUUUAAGUUCGCUUCAAGAAAUAGAGCAUAAAGGUUUGGCUAAAUGAGACUGACGUGAAGUGCGUUAUGGCAUAUUUGUAAAAAUUACCAUUUCAUGUUUAUUUAAUGUAUUUUAUAUUUAAGGACGCUCAAUAAAAAAUAAAAGUAUUGUA
Molecule: messenger RNA, 1341 nt
Organism: Manduca sexta (tobacco hornworm)
Lineage: Eukaryota; Metazoa; Arthropoda; Insecta; Lepidoptera; Sphingidae
Product: short-chain dehydrogenase/reductase family 16C member 6
Exons: 7
Coding region: 156-1133 (325 amino acids)
Cellular component (GO): lipid droplet
Molecular function (GO): oxidoreductase activity, acting on the CH-OH group of donors, NAD or NADP as acceptor
Source: RefSeq, a predicted model, not a curated record